AAUAUGAGUCCCCUACACUGCAUUUCUUCCCUUUUCUCCACCUUCCUACCAUCUCCAUAUACUUUUAAAAGCUUUUGCUUUGUUUCUUUACUUGCUUUUUUUUUUCCCUUCACUAUUAGAGCCAUGUUGUUCACUAUUCCGGCCGGUUUCUCGUCCGAUUCCAUGGUCGAUUUCGAUCAAUUUCCUGGUUUUGAAACCGGCUUCACUCCGUGGGACUGUUCGGAACCUUUUCCCCCCACAACCCAAUCAAUAGAGCCAGCAGGAUCCGGUUCCGGUUCGGACGAAACAAACCAGAACCAAACCAACUCGAACUCUAGUUUAGACCAACCGAACCAACUGCUUUCCGUCAUCGACGAACGAAAGAGGAGGCGUAUGAUAUCGAACCGGGAAUCAGCUAGGAGGUCACGGAUGCGUAAACAGAAGCAUUUAGAAAACUUAAGGAAUCAGGUAAACCGGCUUAGAAUCGAGAACCGGGAAUUAAACAACCGGUUGAAGUUCCUUUUGUGCCAUUGUCACUGUGUAAAGACAGACAAUGAUCGGCUCCGGUCUGAAUACAGUAUCCUCCGACAAAAAUUAUCGGACAUACGUCAAAUUUUGCUAUUCAAGCAACUGCAGCAAUAUUCAUCUGCAUGGCCAUGUUAUAACGUUGCCACCAUGUCCGACCAAAUCCCAUCAUUAACCACUUAAAUACAUAUAUAUAUAUAUAUAUAUAUAGACCUAUAUUUAACGUACCAAUAAUGGCAUCAUCAUUAAAAUUUCUCUCUAAUUCGAGAAGCCCAGAUUUUUAUCUAUUAAGACAGGUACUAUCUGGGAAAGAAAUUAAAUGGUGGGUGUGUUGUUUUGUUUUGAGGGAUUUUAAGUGAUGAAAGACAACAUGAUUUUUGUUUUUUGAGAAACCAGUGUUGUGUAAAAAAAAGAAAAGUUGGUCAGUGUUUGGUUUUUUAAUCAAA
Molecule: messenger RNA, 950 nt
Organism: Gossypium arboreum
Lineage: Eukaryota; Viridiplantae; Streptophyta; Magnoliopsida; Malvales; Malvaceae
Product: bZIP transcription factor RISBZ3-like
Exons: 1
Coding region: 4-687 (227 amino acids)
Biological process (GO): positive regulation of DNA-templated transcription
Cellular component (GO): nucleus
Molecular function (GO): transcription cis-regulatory region binding; DNA-binding transcription factor activity
Source: RefSeq, a predicted model, not a curated record